AUGUCCGAAAUCGCCGCACAGACGUUUUAUUCAAUCUCAUUUUACAAAGGAUAUCUCCCAUUGAAGGAGGCGCAACAGGCGCAGUCCUACGUCGUACUUGCCCUCACUGCAGAGGACUCGACACUGCUCUACGACGAUGAUGCGUUUGCCACUUGCUCGAUAGGGAGUGCGCAGGUGGCUGCCAAGGCACCGUCUCUGGCGCCAGAAGGCACCGUUACACCCGAGAACAUUGAGUUGGGUCACCACACUUCUCUGUUGAGUUCAGGGACUGUACCGUCACCAUCACCGCCAUUCAUCUCGCCGAUGACGUACAGUCCCUACCCCCCAAACGAGAACUGCCGCGCGUCGCCGCCCAUGCUCAGCGGUAGCAUUAGCUUUUCAGGCAUCCACAAUGAAGCGAGCGGGACAGCCGGCCACGGCUGUGGCGUGUCGUUUUACCUCUUCCAUAAGCGCGACGUACAACCACCGCCGAUCCGGUACUAUGUUUCCCCCAAGAAGGUGCAUCGCUGUUUCCUUGGGUGCGAGAGAUCAGGCUGCUCGUGCAACCGAAUCCACUUCAGGCCCGGCGUGUGGCGCAUGCGUCUGGAAACAUUGCCGAGGCUACCGCUGACAGUCGCACGCGCCGGGCAGAACGUCCGUGUAGCGCAGAACCAUAUACAGCCAACAGCCGGAUACUUUUUCUCUCUAGGACUUAAGGCGGCCAAGGUGCUGCCUGCUGUGGUGCCGACAAUGUGCCGCUUCAACAAAGCAUGCCGCAACGGGAUCAGCUGCCUGUAUAUACACACCGACCAGACGGUGACACCAAAGCAGGCGGUGACACCAAAGCAGACGCAGACGUCAGGGAUUAGCCUAUGUGAGUGGAGUCGGCACGUGAUGGAUGUCGCUCUGUCACAGAAGGAGGCGGGACGAUUCUUUGAGUUCCUCGACGAGCAAGGUGUGCAUACCGUAGGUGACAUGCAGGUACUGGGCAACGUCGCCUUCGAUUCACUGGCCGCCAGAGUCCCGCCACAGUGGGCCGAAGCUUUUUUGACGCUCUCGGUGCUGCGUGACUUGGACACGAAGAUGCCGCUGCAGAGUGCGCUGAUGGCGUUCCCGCGCAUCGAGGUGCCUGUGGAACUCCCGGUGUAUUUGAAUACGGUCGGUGACCUCCUCAACUUGACCGCGUCUGACUUUGUGCAGCUCCCGGUUGCCCCCUUUGUGAUGGAUGUGUGCUCACUGAUUCGCGCCCGCUACGGCACCGACGAGGCCUUUAACAUCAUCGACCUGAAGAAGGAACAUCCAAACAGUUUCUUCAGCAAUGCAACGCGCAUGAUUCAGCACUUCUGCCGCACGCGUGCGCACUGCAGCUGGCGCAAGCACGAUCCGACACGCCCGGUGGUCACAUCGGUGCUCACCUUUGUAGACGUUAACAGGUGCCACUGUCACCGCAACGGCGACAACCCAUACAACACCCACGAAGAGCAUAUUGAGGCAUCUUUUCCGUCGGACAUUGAAGCGAUGGGCACGCCGAGCGGCGCGUGGUGCCAGUGUAUGCGGCGAGGCGUAAUAGCGGUGAAUUACGAGCUGAGUACGCCGAGCGGGUCGCGCUGCUCCGAGCAGAAUGCGAUGGGAAAGCUCGCCUCGCUCGGUGUACCCACUUGGGGCGUGCGCGAGGUAUUUGUGCAUGGCAUGGCCUCCAAGAAGGAGGCGAACCCGCUCUUCCCAUGCGGCGUAUGCGAGAACAUGCUGCAGAGAGUUACAAAGGAUGUUCUCGCCCACUACGGUGGCGACAUCACACUGUACAUGUUUGACGCGACGACCCCGCGCAAAAUUGUGUUUCUGCCAAUCCCCGAAAUCUCCAACCGUGACAGUGCGAACUUCAAAAAAUUUGUUGCUGAGGACCUACGCGACAGUUAG
This is a messenger RNA of Leishmania braziliensis MHOM/BR/75/M2904, 1896 nucleotides long. RefSeq lists its product as hypothetical. Gene Ontology annotation, molecular function: catalytic activity. NCBI's taxonomy places the organism in Eukaryota, Euglenozoa, Kinetoplastea, Trypanosomatida, Trypanosomatidae. The transcript has a single exon. Bases 1 to 1896 code for a protein of 631 amino acids. The record is from RefSeq and is a predicted model, not a curated record.